This is a messenger RNA of Betta splendens (Siamese fighting fish), 4437 nucleotides long. It is a transcript of the gene zdhhc5a, whose product is annotated as zinc finger DHHC-type palmitoyltransferase 5a. Gene Ontology annotation, molecular function: palmitoyltransferase activity. The transcript is spliced from 11 exons. The record is from RefSeq and is a predicted model, not a curated record. Lineage: Eukaryota; Metazoa; Chordata; Actinopteri; Anabantiformes; Osphronemidae. Gene Ontology annotation, biological process: protein palmitoylation. Bases 1 to 2472 code for a protein of 823 amino acids.
AUGCCAGUGGGCAGCAGCAAGAGCGGAGGACGGGGUCCGUCCUCAUCACCCCUCCCCCACAGCGUGGUGCCCCCCAGCAGACCCCUGCGACCCUCCCGCUACGUGCCAGUAUCUGCAGCCACCUUCUUCCUCGUUGGCUCCACCACGCUGUUCUUCUGCUUCACGUGUCCGUGGCUCUCGGAACGCUUCUCAGUAGCUGUCCCCAUCUACAAUGGAGUCAUCUUCCUGUUUGUUUUGGCUAACUUCUGUAUGGCCACAUUCAUGGACCCUGGGAUCUUCCCAAGAGCCGAGGAGGAUGAGGACAAGGAGGAUGAUUUCCGUGCUCCCCUGUACAAGACAGUGGAGAUCAGGGGGAUCCAGGUCAGGAUGAAGUGGUGCUCCACCUGUCGCUUCUAUCGGCCGCCGCGGUGCUCACACUGCUCCGUCUGUGACAACUGUGUGGAGGACUUCGACCACCACUGUCCGUGGGUGAACAACUGCAUCGGCAGGAGGAACUACCGAUACUUCUUCCUCUUCCUGCUCUCUCUCACCGCUCACAUCAUGGCUGUGUUCGGCUUUGGCCUCCUCUUCAUCCUCUACCAUCGGCAAAACAUCGACCGCCUGCACGCUAUCGUCACCUUGGCGGUCAUGUGUGUUGCAGGCCUGUUCUUCAUCCCUGUUGCCGGCCUUACUGGCUUUCACAUCGUGCUUGUGGCCAGAGGAAGGACUACCAACGAACAGGUGACGGGGAAGUUUAGAGGAGGUGUUAAUCCUUUCACCAAUGGCUGCUGGAAGAAUGUGUCUCACGUCCUCUGCAGCUCCCAGGCUCCCAGGUACCUGGGCAGGAAGAAGGGCGUGCAGAGUGUUUGUGUGCAGCCUCCCUUUCUGCGACCGCAGCUGACAGAAGCCCAGUUGGCUGCUAAAAUCCUUGACAACGGCAUCCAGGGAGACCUGCACCGGUCCAAGUCCAGUCUGGAAAUGAUGGAAAGUCAGUCCUGCGAUGCAGAGCCGCCGCCUCCUCCUAAACCGGAGCUCCGCUACCCUGGGAUCACUAGAGGGAACACGGAGGAGUGCAGUCUGCUGAACAAAGCUCCACCCACCCCUACCAUGUACAAAUAUAGGCCCACCUACAGCCCUGGCAAGAACCACACAGCCCUCACACAUGCUUACGCCAAUCAGUUAAGUCGGGGUGAGAGCAUUGGCAGUGCCAGGGACUCGUCCUCCUCCACCUCCUCCCUCCUCCAGGCCAGCCAGCAGCCUGGGUUCCGCUCCCAGCCCAGCCUGGACCGGAGAGACGCGUCAUCAGACAGAGUGGGAGGGGAAGGCGGUGGGGAGAGGAGGGAGGGAGGCAGGGAGGUGGGGGCCGGCGGCAUCCCUGGCUACACUCUGGGCGGCCGCUCCUACCCUUCCUUCUCAGACCCCACUGUUCUGUCUGGAGUGGCAUCACGGUCUUCCUGCUCCACACACACCUCAACAGGUGCCGUCCAUGUCUCGGAGGCAACCACCACCUCAGCCAGCUUCAAGAGCUUAGCCAAUCAGACACCGCCACCUCAUCACUCGUCUCGCAACGGCAGCCUGUCGUACGACAGUUUACUGGCCGGUGGGGAUCAUUUCGACCAGGGGGCAGUGCCGGGCGACGUCGCCUCUGGGAGACCCGGCACACCGGCAGCAGGCGGCUACAGCUCCCCUUUCGUGUCUUCACAGCAGAGGGAUGCUGAGAUGCACCUGCAGUCACCGCAUCAGCACCACCGCUCCGCCCACCACCACCACCACCCCUUCCUCAAUCGCUCAUCCUCCUCCACGUCCUCCCCCCCACCACCUCCAGAGAGGGAGAGCCUGCUGGGUGAGCCCCACUCAGUUACCGGCCAGCCGCCCCCCUCCUCAGCACCACCACCCCCCCACCACCACCAUCACCAUCACCAUCACCACCACCACGCCCAUCAUCACCACCACCACUCCUCCACCGCUACUUCCCGCCCUCCUCGUUUUGCUCCCCCGAGUGCACCUCCCCACCAUGCCUACCCGUACCGUACCCGCUCCACCGAUACUCCUCUGGGCCCCUCCUCCACCUCCACGACUCACCCUCCCCGCUCCCCUCACCCUCCACCACUGGGCAAAUCACUAUCAUACUCGAGCGCCGCUGCCGCUGAAAUGCAGUAUCGGCUGGUCCGAAAGGCCUCGGCGUCAGCUGGGGCGAAUGCAGCGGGGGUAGGAGGAGGAAGUGGAGGGAUGGGAGGAGGAGGAAUGCAAGCACCGAAGGAUGAGCUGAUGCCAAUAAAACCUCAAAAUCGGACUAAUGGUGGCCAGCGCUUCUCCUUGUCCUCCAACUCGUCCUGCUCCGCCCCUUCUUCCCCCUCUCACCCGGUCGGCAUGGCUGCCCGGCCUGGAGUGGCCCUUCCCAGCUCAGCAUUAAGUCCUUCCCACAAGCCUCAGAGCGGCGGGGUAAAGAAAGUGACGGGUGUUGGGGGCACCACUUACGAGAUAUCUGUCUGAGUGGCGUUCUCCAGCUCGACCAGUGAGAAGACUGUGAUCCUAUUGCUGACUGUGGGCUGUAACUGAACUGAUCUAGGCUCCUGGCCUCUAGGCAUGCAAGUGACUGGUUAAAUGACUGGAAUCAGCAGCGCUUGCCUGCAGUGGGCUGUUUAUUUUUUAUAUGUUAAACAGGACCUUGGAUGUGGCUCAGUGGUUGUUCUCCUGUCAUUCAGUAGGUACAGUAUGAGGCAUUACCAUGGUCAGGUCUGUGCAGCACGAGUCAGGGUUAGGACUGGAUGCAAUAGGCCAAUGCUAAGGUUCAUAUCACAAUUUUAAAUGUGUUACCUGUCCCACACAGAGCAUCACUGAAACCAAACCUAAUGUUGUAAAUGGUCAGUACAACGCAUGAGCACAUCCAUGCAGUCUGAGGAGCUGAAACCUAAGGGCUUCCUACAGACGAGCAUCUUCGUACAAGUCCAAUCCCAGAUCACAUUAAGUCACAGGUGGUUUUAACAGCUCAAGUCUGUUGGACAGCGGUUGGUGUCAGUGGACCAACAGCCCAGGUGUCCCCAGCGUCCUUGAGGUCCUUGUCUUGUUCACAGCAUUCCAGCGAGUCCCAGCAGGAGGUGACAGACCUCCCUCAUGGAGUUAGAACACUUCCCAAGGAUUCUACAGCAGCGGCUUGCCUUUUACGGACAUGAAGAUACACGUGACUUGAAGCAAACGGAAGUAAAGCUGAUUCACGCUCCGUUUGCUUCAUUUGUUGAUUUAUUCCUGGAUGUGAAUAUGAUUCCAUGUUUGUACAGGAUGGUGUGAUUUGAAAUGUGGAUUUCUUUCUCUUAAAAAAAAAAAAAAAAAAGCCUUCAUACUGCAGCAUGCACUACUAUCACUACUAGCCCCCACAGCCAGUGUUGUUGUGGACAGCAGUGUCUGUUGGAACUAACAGAAGCGAGGAAGUCGACAAGGAAAUCAUGCACCGGCCUUUGUGUGGUUCAUAGGAUCUUGAAGACAAGGCAGACUUUUCUAGAAAACAAAUUCCUUCGGCGUUUUUCUUGAAAAUUCAAGUGUUGUCAUUUUUUUAAAUUUCACCUAUUUAAUUUGAAGUUGUUUUAUAUGAAUUUUUAUGGAAUAUAACUAUUGAUAAUGAAGAGUUUUUAAUAUUGACUUAAAACGUGGCUUGUGUUUGGUUGGCUCUACGGUUGAUCGGUUUUUGUUGGUUGAUCAUGAUUUAAAAUGUUGUGAAUGUCUUGUUUUCAAAGACCAAAUGCCUAAUUUGAGAUGUCGCUAGUGGACAAACAUCAAAUGUCAUUUUUAUUAAAAAAUGAAAUUCCCAAGAUGUAAUUUUAGAAAAUGUUAUUGUCACUAAAUUUGUAGUAUUAUUACAAUAGAAGUCAGACGUCCUGAAUAUAUUAAAACAAAGGUUGUAUCACACAUGGACAGUGGAUAACGCUCCAUGUUUAGCUUCUUUGAUCAUUUGAACUGUUUGUUUUAUCAUCUUCCUGUUUCAGAUCCAUGUUGAGGGUCUCGUCCUUCACAGCGGCUGUGUGCUCCCAUAAGGAGCUCCUCUCCCGACAUAAAUGAUGAUGCACGACCACACAAAAAGCAGCGUUUAAUCAGGUUUCUGGUUGUUGCCCUGCAUGUUUACCAUCAAUUCCACCAGCGAAGGGUCCCACACAGUUGCAGGGUCAUGUGGGUGAUAACUGGACCUUCUGAACAGAGCGAAGCACGUGUGAAGUGCAGGCUCCUCCCAGUCGCACGGCCUCUGACCUGGAGCUCGGCUGGAGCAGAACAGCUGCUGAGGAAUGCGAUGGGGUGUAGGUGCAUGUUGGCACUUUCUCUAGGCUUGGUGUGUUUCGUUAGCCCGGCCUUGGAAAGCCAUGUUCAAGUCAAACAUAUGACAGAUGUCUACUGUACAGCUUGGUGUGUGUUUGUGUGUGUAUGUGACGAAGGGCUGAAGGAUUCAUAAUAAACUUUAAAUAAACUGCU